GUGCGCGGGCGCGGCUCCAGCAUGUACGACCCCGCCGUGGCGCGGCACCUGCCGCCGGCCCCCGAGCCGGGCGUGGGCGGCCCGGUGCGGCGGGCUCGGGAGAGCAGGCGCGCGACGCCCUACGCCGCGGCGCCGCCGGAGCCGGCGGCCGCGAAACGGCAGCAGCGGCCGCGCGGCGGCGCCGCAAGCGCGGCGGCAGCGUGGAGGGGGCAGCCCGGUCAGUUCGACGGCCUCGAUAGCUCGGGCCCGGCGGUGUUCGUCCGGAACCUGCCGCAGGGCGCCACGGAGCGGCAGCUGCGCGAGAUCUUCUCGGAGGCGGGGCUGGUCGCCGCGGUCGAGGUGGACGCGGGCCCCAUGUGCACCGCCACCGUUCGCUUCCUGCGGCAGGCCGCCGCCUUCGAGGCCGAGCGGCGCUUCCACGGGCGCUGGCUGCUCGGGGCGCAGCUGAAG
Messenger RNA from Prorocentrum cordatum, 450 nucleotides. The record is from the annotation of a GenBank genome assembly. Lineage: Eukaryota; Dinophyceae; Prorocentrales; Prorocentraceae.